Messenger RNA from Pseudo-nitzschia multistriata, 1549 nucleotides. NCBI's taxonomy places the organism in Eukaryota, Bacillariophyta, Bacillariophyceae, Bacillariales, Bacillariaceae. The record is from the annotation of a GenBank genome assembly.
CCCGUUCCAUUGCAUUGCAUUCCUCCCAUCACGGCGCACAGAGAACGAGAACAUUCUAAAGAACAAGAGUUCGCCACCCACCAACCGCAGAAUGACGACCCCGCUGAUAAUACAGGACGCCGGAUCUCCGCUGGGAGCCGCGGCACCGGACCGCAACGGUUCGAACGCGUCGCAACCCCCUCUCGGGAAACGCAAGAAACCCGACGAGGAAGACAAGAGCAACUCUGCCGGCACCGGCCUCCCCCCGGCCAAGGCCGCGAAACCGGAGCCGGCCCCCCGGCCCUCCCUGUCCGCCUCGCAGAAAAAGGCCCGCGAGACGAGGCUCGAGCAGAACCGCAAGGCGGCCCGCGAAUCCCGCCGGCGAAAGAAGGUGAUGAUCGAGGACCUCCAGAAGAGCGUCAUCUUCUUCUCGAGGGCCAACGGGGCCCUCAAGCACCAGAACGACGAGCUGACACGCCUGCUCAUGCAGGCCCAGGCCCAGGCCUCCGUCAUUGAGAGCAGCGCCGCGGCCGCCGCCGCGGUGGCGUCCAGCGCGAAUGCGAACGCGACUCCCGGCGUCGCCACCACCGUUUCGAACCCCGUCGUGGAACCCGCAAGCGCGGAGGCGCGGAGGAACACCAACACGAGCACCAACACGAACCCUGCCGCCAGUGCGAUUGCGAGUGCAAAUGCGAACGCCACCGGCACCGGUGCAACUCCCACCGCCACGAACCAGCAGCAACCACACCCACUGCAGGCACAGCCGCAGCACACACAACCAACCAUGGAACCACCGCCCUCCGCGAACGCAGCCGCAGCACCGGCUUCCGAACCCUCGUACGCAGCGGCGGCGGCGGCCGCCGCAAAGCACCAUUCCGCCGCACCCACCGCGGGGGCAGCGGCCCGGAUGGCGCAGGCCCCGGUCCGGCGCCACCACGCGCCGGUGGCCGCUUCCGCAACGGGCGCAAAUGCCCCGGUGCCCCCCACCGCUCCCUUUGCCGCCUUUCCCGUCAUGCAACCGGGGGCCACGAUGCAGGCCAUGGCCAGCUUCCAGCAAGCCGCGGCUGCGGCCAUGGAGGUGGCCGUCCGGGGCAUGCAGGGGAUCUCCCCCGGCCUCGGCUCCCUCGCGGCGCAGGCGCCCCCCCCGACCGGUCAGUCGACCACCCAGGCCUACAACGACACCAUGACGGCCCUGGCCAUGCAGAAGGCCGCGGCGGCGGCCUGCGCCCCCCAGCACCUGGUGGCGCGGAUCCAGGGGCCGGCGGGCCAGCCGCCCGUGGCGGGCUGGCCCACGGGGGGGGGAACCCCGGACCCCAAGGCGGGCUCGAGCACGAGCGCAAACGCGCCCGUGGCCAUUCUCCCAGCGGGGCGGGCACCGUCCUCCGCAACCGCAACGGUUCCGGCGGGCCUGCAGGAGGCCCCCGGGGCCGGAGGGGUUCCGGCGGCGCCGGUCUCGGUGGCACCGCUGCCGACGCCCGCCCCUGCCGGGGAACAGCGCAGCUGAGCGGUGGGUGGGCGGGAUUCCCUCCGCCGGUCUGCCUCCCCGGACAGAUCGAUCGUAACAUACAUC